AUGCCAGGUUCCCAAAUCCGAAGAUUCAUAUCAUUGCGAUUUGUUUCUGAGCCUUCGGACACUGUAACUGUGCGGAGCGGAUCUUUUCUACUGAACUGCUCGGCCACAGCAGACCAGGGCCCAGUGACUAUUGGCUGGAGAAAAGACGGAGCCUUCUUAAACCUGGCCAUGGAUGAGAGAAGGCAGCUGAUGCCUGAUGGAUCCUUAAUGGUACAGAAUGUGAUCCACUCGAAACACCACCGACCUGACGAAGGAUUGUACCAAUGUGAGGCCUCAGUUGAGGGGGCUGGGAUGAUAGUCAGCAGAACAGCUCGACUGACUGUGGCAGGUCCACUGAGGUUCACCGCGCAGACAAAGUCAGUCUCUGCUUAUGCAGGAGACACUGCCCUGCUGAAAUGUGAAGUUAUCGGUGAACCCAUGCCUUCCAUUCAUUGGCAGAAAAACCACAAUGAUCUGAAGUUAAGUGCUGAAGACACACGUGUAUCUGUUCUCCCCUCUGGAUCGUUGGUGAUCAGUAAACUUCAGGCAGAGGAUAGCGGGUCCUACCGUUGCCUGGCAGAAAAUCCUGGAAGCUCAAGGACUGGAAAUGAUGCUGAGCUUUACGUUUUGUCUGAAGUUGGCGUGCCCAGACAAUUAACGUUCAUUCAGCGACCCUUAAACACAGCUGUCCUGGAAGGAAGAAACGCAGUUAUGGAAUGUUGUGUGUCUGGAUUCCCAACUCCUACAGUCAUGUGGAAGAAAGGGGAUGAGCUUGUUCAGACCAGGUCCAGAAAGUACUCAAUGCUGGCUGGAAGUAACUUGCUCAUCAAAAGCGUGACUGAACAAGAUGCCGGGCUUUAUACAUGCGUUGCCAACUCUGAGAAUAAGACAGUCGGUGCCUCAGCAGAGCUCUCUGUGAUGGUUCCUCCAAGCUUCCUAAAGCGUCCUUCCAACCUCUAUGCUUAUGAGAGUAUGGACAUUGAGUUUGAAUGUGCAGUUAGUGGAAAGCCAGUCCCUACUGUGAGAUGGAUAAAGAAUGGAGAGGUGGUCAUUCCCAGUGAUUACUUUCAGAUUGUGAGUGGCAGCAACCUCCGGGUACUAGGUCUGGUGAAGUCAGAUGAGGGUUUUUACCAGUGUGUGGCAGAGAAUGAUGUUGGGAAUGUGCAGACCAGUGGACAGCUAAUCAUUCCAGAACCCGCCUUACCAAACUCUGGUGUCCUUCCUUCUGCCCCUCGGGAUGUGGUCCCCGUUCUUGUCUCCAGCCGUUUUGUCCGACUCAGCUGGCGUCCACCUGCGGAAGCACAUGGAAGUAUUCAGACAUACACGGUCUACUUCACCAGGGAAAGUGUUAACAGGGAGCGUGCAUUGAAUACCUCCCACUAUGGAGACCUGCAGCUUACCAUUGGAAAUUUGAAGCCAGAAGAAGCCUAUUUGUUCAGGAUCGUAGCCUACAAUGAUUUUGGACCAGGGGAAAGUUCACAACCGAUUAAAGUAUCGACUCAGCCUGAGUUGCAAGUUCCAGGACCAGCAGAAAAUUUUAAAGUAGUUGCCACUUCACCCACCUCCAUUCUGGCCUCCUGGGAUCCUCCUGCUUAUGCAAACAAUCCAAUCCAAGGCUACAGGCUGUUUUGGACAGAAGUCACUGGCAAAAAAGAACAGAGCAUUGAUGUGGAUACUAUCACUUACAAACUGGAAGGACUGAAGAAGUUCACCAAGUACAGCUUGCGAGUUUUGGCUUUCAACAGACAUGGAGCAGGUGUCUCUACCCAGGAUGUGCUGGUCACGACACUGUCUGAUGUGCCCGGUGCACCCCCUCAGAAUGUUUCGUUGGAAGUGGCAAAUUCUCGUAGUAUAAAGGUCAGCUGGCUGCCACCACCAUCCAAUAUGCAGAAUGGUUUUAUUACUGGAUACAAAAUCAGGCACAAAAAGAUUGGCCGAAGGGGUGACAUGGAGACCCUGGAACCCAACAACCUGUGGUAUCUCUUUACAGGUCUGGACAAAGGAGGGCAUUACAGUUUUCAAGUUGCUGCCAUGACUGUGAACGGAACAGGACCAGCAUCUGAGUGGUUCACAGUGGAAACACCGGAGAAUGAUUUAGAUGAAUCCCAGGUUCCUGACCAGCCAAGUUCUCUUCAUGUCAGACCCCUGACUACAAGUAUCGUAAUGACUUGGACUCCACCUUUAAACCCGAACAUAGCAGUCAGGGGUUAUAUCAUUGGUUACGGAGUGGGGAGUCCCUAUGCUGAGACUGUGCAGGUCGACAGCAAGCAACGUUAUUUUUCCAUUGAAAAUCUAGAGCCAAGCUCCCAUUAUGUUAUUUCUUUGAAGGCCUUUAAUAAUGCAGGGCAAGGAGUCCCUCUGUAUGAGAGUGCCACCACCAGGGCAUUGUCAGACCCUGUUGACCCUUUAGAUGUUGAUUUGUUUCAUUUGUUUGGUGAUCUUCCUACCUCGAUCCCAGAUGCCUCCACCCCCAUGUUACCACCUGUAGGUGUGCAAGCAGUUGCAGUCAGCCACGACUCUGUCAGAGUCAGCUGGGCAGAUAAUUCUGUGCCUAAAAACCAGAAGUUGACAACAGAUGGACGUUUUUAUACGGUUCGAUGGAGGACAAGCUAUUCUGCCAAUGCCAAGUACAAGUCUGUAGAUGCAACAGCUUUGAGUCAAACUGUGACAAGUCUCAAACCUAACACCAUGUAUGAAUUCUCAAUCAUGGUAACCAAAGGGCGGAGGUCAAGCACAUGGAGUAUGACUGCACAUGCUACAACAUAUGAAGCUGCUCCCACUUCAGCCCCAAAGGACUUGACUGUGAUUUCCAGAGAAGGAAAGCCUCGAGCUGUCAUCAUUAGCUGGCAACCGCCAAUGGAGGCCAAUGGAAAAAUCACUGGCUAUUCUUUGUUUUAUACAAUAGAGAAGAAUGCGCCCAUUGAUGAAUGGGCAAUGGACUCAGUGAGUGGUGAUAGACUAACCCAUCAGAUUCUGGAUCUCAAUUUGGACACGAUGUAUUACUUCCGAAUUCAAGGACGAAAUGCCAAAGGCCUGGGACCCGUGUCUGAACCUAUUCAGUUCAAAACACCAAAAGUUGAACACCCUGACAAAAUGGCUAAUGACCAAGGUAGGAGUGUACAUGGAGAUGGAGCAUUCUGGCCAGCAGACACCAACCUAAUUGACAGGAGCAGCUUAAACGAGCCUCCAAUUGGUCAGAUGCAUCCACCUCAUGGCAGUGUGACUCCUCAAAAGAAUGGCAAUCUGCUGGUGAUCAUCGUGGUCUCCAUUGGUGCAGUUACAGUUGUCGUGGUCAUUGUUGUUGCUGUUAUCUGCACCCGUCGAUCUUCAGCACAGCAACGAAAAAAGCGGGCAGCUCACAGUGGUGGCAAACGGAAGGGCAGUCAAAAAGACUUGAGGCCUCCAGACCUCUGGAUACACCAUGAAGAAAUGGAGAUGAAAAAUAUAGAGAAGCCCUCAGGCACAGAUCCAUCUGUGAGAGAUUCACCCAUGCAACAAAGCUGCCAGGAUAUAACUCCUGUCAGUCACAGCCACUCAGAGAACCAGCUAACUAGUAAAAGUGGCUCACAUUCAGGUCAUGAUCCUGAUGAAGUUGAAAGCAGCAUGUCCACACUCGAACGUUCUCUAGGAGCACGAAGGGGAACACGACCAAAACUGAUGAUUCCCAUGGAUUCACAGCCCACCAAUCCAACUGUAGUAAGUGCGAUUCCUGUUCCAACACUGGAGAGUGCCCAAUAUCCUGGCAUCCUGCCAUCUCCGACAUGUGGAUAUCCUCACCCACAGUUUCCAUUGCGUACCAUGCCAUUCCCCACACUGACUGUCGAUCGUGGAUUUGGAUCAGGAAAAACCAUAACAGAGGCUCAAACAUCGCACCUUCAGCAGCCAGCCAUGUUAAGCCAGACACAACCUGAGCAUCCUUCAGGUGAGGAGGCUCCAAGCAGAACGAUUCCUACAGCCUGCGUCCGACCCACUCAUCCACUGCGCAGCUUCGCAAACCCUCUGUUACCUCCUCCUAUGACCGCACUGGAGCCCAAAGUUCCUUACACACCUCUUCUUUCCCAACCAGGUUCUAAUCUUACGCUGAGUCAUGGUAAGACGGCCUCACUGGGACUGGCUGGAAAAGCGAGAUCGCCGCUGCUUCCUGUUUCCGUCCCAACAGCCCCAGAGGUCACAGAGGAGAGCCACAGGACAGAGGAUCAUUCUAAUGUGUAUGAGCAAGAUGACUUGAGUGAGCAAAUGGCCAGUCUGGAGGGCCUAAUGAAGCAGCUGAAUGCCAUCACAGGUUCGGCAUUCUAACCACCACCACCACCCGCUAGAGACAAAUCAACCAGGAGCCAGGCACUAUGCCAGUAUUUACCUAAUG
This is a messenger RNA of Hemiscyllium ocellatum (epaulette shark), 4342 nucleotides long. RefSeq names its product DCC netrin 1 receptor (gene dcc). The record is from RefSeq and is a predicted model, not a curated record. The transcript has 30 exons. Gene Ontology annotation, cellular component: membrane. Lineage: Eukaryota; Metazoa; Chordata; Chondrichthyes; Orectolobiformes; Hemiscylliidae. Gene Ontology annotation, molecular function: protein binding. Bases 1 to 4275 code for a protein of 1424 amino acids. Gene Ontology annotation, biological process: cell-cell adhesion.